ACAAGUUCAAGGUUAAUUUGAGCGUAGAGAAUUGCACACAUAAUGAUUUCAACAACCUUGACUUGUUCUUCUUCACAAGUAGAGAUGUUUCAAGUGCCCUACAGUUGACAACCACAAGAACAUCUUGAAAGUAGAAGGAGAGGUUCACCAGCUUUUUAAUGUUUAUAAUGAAGAAGGGAGUUAAUUUCUAAACCCCUUAAAGUGGUGGUCUGGUCAUUUCAAUGUGGGAGUGCCUAGAAUUCAUUAAAAUUGUGCACAAUGGAAAAAGUAUUUAAACCUGUGCCAAGCCAUUGUAGAGAAGGUACAGCUUCAGUGAUUUUAUAGACAAUAACUAGAAAUAAUGUCUUAGCAAAUUGUAAACGAUGGCAUGGGUUGCUCUGACACUUUUAUUUCUUGGCGUGACAGUCAGCUGUUCGACGUUGUGCUCACGAAAACAGAAGUCCUGCACUUAUCAGUUGUGGAAGAAUAACAGCGAACCGCCCGAAAUGUGCCAAGUUAGGUAUUUUAAACGGAAUGGGACCGAAUGUGCAGCUUUAAGUUUCAAUUAUAACCUAAAUUUAACGCAUAAUUUGGGCGAUGUUCGAAUUGAUGCGUAUACGAGCGAGGAGGCGAAACAGACGGCAUUUAAUCUUACUUUUACCAAAAUUAAAUGGAGCCGAAUGGUCAUGAAAUUUUCUAAAAUGGGAUUCGAAAACGACAUAAACAACUGCAUCUCGUAUAAAAUAUGGAAAAACGUCACUGUGCCGAAAAGUUCAGUUUUAGCCUACGAAUGUCCAUGGUCUAAUUCUAUCUAUGAGGGCAACGACUUUUCGUUGGAGUACGAAUUCGAGGCGCCUAUUAUUUCGUAUCACAGACUAAUUUUUAAGAUACCCCGUUUUCGGAACUUUGGCGAGCAGGCAGACCUGCGUAACUUGGAUAUUUUUUCGUAUUUAGAUGUGACGGAUUCGGACUAUUUACAUUUAUAUAUACAGCUCGUUCCGAAACGUUACAACGUUACAAGUUAUCUAAUAGAAGUGAUUAGAGAACGAAGCAAUAUUUCUACACGCCUAACUGUACAAAUAAUAAGUGCGAAAGACGCAAUUAACGGCCAACUUGUUUUCCCCUAUCCCACGUGGAACGAGUUCGGGUACUUUUAUUUCAACGUCUCGCCGUUGAGUGAGAUAUGCGAUGAGAACAAAUGUUUAAAAUCUUCUACUCCCAAGAUAUUUAUGGGGCGAAGAAAAAGUUCAUUAGUGAUAGGAAUUGUCGGGGCCAGUGUUAUUAUUUUUGCGUUAUUUUAUGCCAUGUUCUUUAUGAACAGGCAAAAAAAUAAUAAAGAUGAUACUCCACCUCGCAUACUAUUAGUGUAUAGUGUCUCUAUAAAUGCUCAUUACAAUGUAGUUCGCACCUUAGCUCGAUUGCUCAAUGACGUAUUACACAUAGAAGUAUUCUUAGAUGUAUUUGACAUUCCACAAACUAAUCAUCAGAAUCCGGUGCUGUGGUAUAACCAAGCAUUUCGAGACGCCACCCACAUCAUCUACAUUGCAUCGCCUGAAAUACCACCGUCGAAAUCGUCACACUCUGAUAAUAUCUAUAGGGUUGAUGGCGUAACUAUGAAAGCAAUAAUUACAAAGAUUGCCUGUUCCACUAAUACUAAGCAGAUCAUAGUAAUUACAUUUCCCUAUUCUAUCAACGCUGUACCUUCAGAGUUGAACACAGUUCGACGAUUUGAUUUAGUCAAGGACAUUGAUAGCUUUGUCAAUUCUCUCGUGAUGCUUCCAUACCAAUCGUGGACGUUUCUGCACUUAUAUAGACCAAAUAGGUUUAGGGGAGAGCCUCAGUAUAUGGAACUCUUGGAACACAUUCAAGGUGCCCAAAAGGAGUUUGAGGUUUUGAACUUUUCUAACUCGACGAAAAGUUCAACGGCACAACUGGACGUUAUUGCGCAAAACGAUAGGGCCGAAGACGAGGAAAAGCUAUUGACAGGUGAAAGUAAUAUUGACCACGUUAAUCUAUCUACAACUACAAUAUUAAAGGGCCAGUAAAUAUAUAUUAAUUAUCUACUACGGUUAGUUGUACUAUGUUAUAGUUCUUGAAAGUAGUUGUGGAUAAGUCCUUUUUUAAGACUGUAAUUAGAUUUAGAAUGAAGCAAACACGAUAUUUAUCUACUUACCUGUAACUUAAUUUUUUUAUAUUUUCGAUACAAUACAAAAUACUGCUACAACUAUCAUGAAAGUAAGCUAGCUUUAACUUGACCAUCCUGUAUUUAUUGUCAGUAUUUAGUUUAGAAGAUAGAAAUGUAGAUUAAAUAUACUGGGAUCAAUGAGUGGAAAUAAAAGGUUGAAAAAUG
Photinus pyralis (common eastern firefly) is the source of this 2329-nucleotide messenger RNA. RefSeq lists its product as uncharacterized. The coding region runs from base 363 to 2024 and encodes 553 amino acids. The record is from RefSeq and is a predicted model, not a curated record. The transcript has 7 exons. NCBI's taxonomy places the organism in Eukaryota, Metazoa, Arthropoda, Insecta, Coleoptera, Lampyridae.